AUGGCUAUGGAACCUAGAAAGGCGGCUACCUCGUUUGGGAAGCUCGAAAGCUGUAUUGCUAGGCCUAAGACUUGGGCACGCAUGGGUAAGGAAGAGGCUGGCUCGUCCCAUCACUUUGGGUUUCCCGCUCAGAUCUGCACUGUUUUCCAAACUUGCGUCGAUCUCGACUCCAACAGUCUGUCAAGGGUUUUCACAAUGGCUGACACUGGUACCGCCAUCGCCACCGUGCCGGCAUCUAUCGGUGCCAUUGGGGACACGAACCGGGCAUCGUACGAUGCUACUGCACAAGCCGCCAUCGAAGCUGAGGUGCAGAAUAUCACCACUGUGGAGGACAAGACAGGACAUGAUACCUUCCAUGGACUCGUCCUCCCCACCGAGGAGGAGAGGACUACUCUGCGACGCGUGGCCGGCAAGCUGCCCAUAACGUGUUACUAUCUAUGCGCUGUCGAGUUCGCUGAGCGUGCUUCAUACUAUGGCUGCAACCAAGUCUACAAGAACUUCAUCCGCGCUCCCCUCCCGCCGGGCAGUACGACUGGAGCCAGUGGUGCUGGGUCUCAAUAUACUGCCGGUGCUCUGGGCAAGGGUUCAGUCACUGCUUCCGCCAUGACAGAGGCCUUCAAGUUCAUGGCAUACGCCCUACCGAUAUACUUUGGUUGGCUUGCCGAUACCAAGUAUGGUCGAUUCAAGAUGAUCUGCUGGGGUGUUGCCAUUUGUGGUGUUGCCCACAUCAUCAUGAUCAUCUCGGCGCUCCCACCCGUACUGACCUCUGGACAUGCUAUUGGCCCCUUUGCUUUCUCCCUCUACCUGCUCGCUAUUGGUGCUGCCCAGUUCAAGCCCAAUAUCUCUCCCACCAUUAUGGACCAGUCCCCCCAUCGUGUUGCUCACGUGGUGACCGACAAGAAUGGAGAAAAGGUUAUUAUUGAUCCCGAGGAGUCCAUCAACAGUGUCAUGCUGUGGUUCUAUCUGCUCAUCAACAUUGGUGCCUGCACUGGUAUUGCUACAACUUACCUGGCCAAGCUCGUCGGCUACUGGGCUGCCUAUCUGAUUCCCACCAUUCUAUAUCUCAUGCUCCCUCCGCUACUGUGGUACCUGAACCCUCGUUUGAUCAAGCAGCCCCCAGGUGGCUCUGAUUUGGGUAAUGUGUUCAAGGUUCUUGGAGAUAUUUUUGCACAUGGUGGUAUGAAGCGCAUUGGUCGCUCCGGAUUCUGGGACCUUGGCAAGCCCAGCGUCCGUCGCGCAGCUGGCUCCACUCACGACUACGCAUACGAUGAUCAAUUCGUUGAUGACGUUCGCCGAACUUUCCAGGCCUGUGGAAUCUUCAUUUUCCAGCCCAUCUUCCAGAUCAACGAUGGUGGUCUUGGUGCUGCUGCCAAUGCCCUGACGGCCGGCAUGGACACCAACGGUGUGCCCAAUGAUUUGUUGGACAACCUGAACUCCGUCAGUAUCGUUCUUAUGGUGCCGGUCAUGAACCAUAUCAUCUACCCGCUUCUACGCAAGCAUGGAAUCAAGUGGGGUGCCAUCUCUCGUAUGACUUUUGGAUUCGCCGUCUGCACAAUUGGAUCCAUUGGUUUCUCAGUUCUUCAGUACUACGUGUACCAGACCUCGCCCUGUGGCUGGAACGCUACUACGUGCGCUGAGAUUGUCGCCGUUGGCGAGAACUCGCUGUCGACUGUGUCAUACUCGCUUUACGCUAUUCCCAUCAUUAUCACGGCCAUUUCCGAAAUCUUCAUCAACGUCACGGCUUAUGGUAUUGCCUACUCACGAUCCCCAAAGAACAUGAAGGGUCUUGUCGCUUCCAUCAACCUGUUCAUGGUUGGUAUCUCUGCUGCCAUUGGCCUGGCUACUGCUCCUGCGAUCCAGGACCCUUACCUGAUCUGGGCUUUCGCUGGUCCUACAAUUUGCGGAGCGGUACUGACAGUCAUCUUCUACUUUACAUUCCAUCACCUGGACAAGGAAGAGUUUGUCAUCAACACCGACAUCAAUGACAUGAAGCGUGACUCGGAUGAAGACAGCGAUCUGGAGCGUCGCACUGAUGGUGUGAUUUCUGACGAGAAGGCUGCUAUCAAAGCAUGA
This is a messenger RNA of Pestalotiopsis fici W106-1, 2073 nucleotides long. RefSeq lists its product as uncharacterized. The transcript is spliced from 4 exons. Lineage: Eukaryota; Fungi; Ascomycota; Sordariomycetes; Amphisphaeriales; Sporocadaceae. The coding region runs from base 1 to 2073 and encodes 690 amino acids. Gene Ontology annotation, molecular function: dipeptide transmembrane transporter activity. The record is from RefSeq and is a predicted model, not a curated record. Gene Ontology annotation, biological process: transmembrane transport. Gene Ontology annotation, cellular component: membrane.